Molecule: messenger RNA, 1263 nt
Organism: Schistocerca americana (American grasshopper)
Lineage: Eukaryota; Metazoa; Arthropoda; Insecta; Orthoptera; Acrididae
Gene: RfC4
Product: replication factor C subunit 2
Exons: 8
Coding region: 140-1192 (350 amino acids)
Biological process (GO): DNA-templated DNA replication; DNA repair
Cellular component (GO): nucleus; DNA replication factor C complex
Molecular function (GO): DNA binding; ATP hydrolysis activity; ATP binding
Source: RefSeq, a predicted model, not a curated record
ACGGUCACUGUGAAUUGGCCUAUACGGAACUUAUCUGGCAACACUGGUGAUACCGUCAUUUGUCAGUAUAAACAGAUGUAGUCAACAAUUAGGCGGGAGAAUUUUUGGCUGUGGAUUAUACUUGUAUCGUGAGUUCGGAAUGGCAGGUGACGAAGAAAACCCUGAUAUAGAAAUAGAAGCGUCGACAUCGAAACCAGGACCUGCUAAUAAAAGUUCUAAGGGGAAAUCUGCCCACCGGUUACCAUGGAUUGAGAAGUACCGCCCAAUGAAAUUUGAAGAUAUUGUAGGAAAUGAAGAGGGUGUAGCCCGCUUAGGGCAGUUUGCAAAAACUGGGGAAUGUCCAAAUAUCAUAAUUGCUGGGCCACCAGGUGUUGGCAAAACCACCACUAUUUUGUGCCUUGCAAGAGUUUUACUAGGAGAUGCAGUCAACUCAGCUGUUCUUGAACUGAAUGCAUCAAAUGACAGAGGUCUGGAUGUUGUUAGAAAUAAGAUCAAGAUGUUUGCUCAGCAGAAGGUUACAUUACCACCAGGCAAGCACAAAAUUGUGAUACUUGAUGAAGCUGACAGUAUGACAGAAGGUGCUCAGCAGGCUCUGAGGCGUACAAUGGAGUUGUACAGUAAAACAACACGAUUUGCGUUAGCAUGUAACAACAGUGAAAAAAUCAUAGAACCAAUACAGUCUCGGUGUGCUGUGUUGCGAUUUGGCAAACUUAAUGAUGCUCAGAUUCUUGCCAAAGUUAUUGAGGUUUGCCAGAAGGAAGGGGUCUCCUACACAGAUGAUGGACUGGAGGCAAUUGUGUUUACAGCACAGGGAGACAUGCGUCAAGCAUUUAACAACUUGCAGUCAACAUUUAAUGGAUUUGGACAUGUCAGCAGUGAAAAUGUUUUCAAGGUAUGUGAUGAACCACAUCCAUUACUUAUUAAAGAAAUGCUGCAGCACUGCAUGGAUGGAAAUGUGGAGAAAGCGUACAAGAUAAUAGCGCACUUGUGGAAGCUUGGAUAUGCAGCAGAAGAUAUUGUAUCGAACACAUUCCGUGUAUGCAAGAACAUACCAAUGCCAGAAAGCUUAAGAAUUAAAUUUAUAAAGGAAAUUGGUACUAUUCAUGUGAGGAUAGUGGAGGGGGUGGCUUCUCUGCUCCAACUUAGUGGAAUGUUAGCACGUUUGUGUCAAGUUGCAAGGGAUGAAGAGUAACUUUGAGAUGUGUGUUAUCAUUGUAACAUUGUGUAUUUCUAUGCUGUUUUGUAUUAAACAUAUUAAGAGUA